Paramisgurnus dabryanus is the source of this 4253-nucleotide messenger RNA. RefSeq names its product gap junction protein gamma 2 (gene gjc2). The record is from RefSeq and is a predicted model, not a curated record. Gene Ontology annotation, cellular component: connexin complex. Gene Ontology annotation, biological process: cell-cell signaling. Gene Ontology annotation, molecular function: gap junction channel activity. Lineage: Eukaryota; Metazoa; Chordata; Actinopteri; Cypriniformes; Cobitidae.
CAGAUGUGCGAUAUGGGGAGCUCUGUAUCUAGCUCAGACUAUCGCUGUAACGGCUGUUAGAUAACAAUGGAACAUCAUUUUAUUUGACUGUGGAGCGGCGGCCACAUCAUAGAGCUCACCUGAAAGGGAAUGUUGAGAGGCCGCCGCGGUGCUGGAAGUUAUGGCCGGAUGGAUCGCACGUCUUCUGGAGUUGUUUCCCUGCUGCAACUUCCCAAGAUCAUAGGUAAAAAGUCUUUAUCACCAACAUGAGUUGGAGUUUUCUCACUCGACUUCUGGAAGAAAUCCACAACCACUCCACGUUUGUGGGGAAAGUGUGGCUGACUGUGUUAAUCAUUUUCCGCAUCGUGCUGACAGCGGUUGGGGGUGAGUCCAUCUACUCGGACGAACAGACAAAGUUCACCUGCAACACCAAACAGCCUGGGUGCAACAACGUAUGCUACGAUUCCUUCGCCCCACUCUCGCACAUGCGUUUCUGGGUGUUCCAGAUCAUCAUGAUUUCCACCCCCUCUGUCAUGUACCUGGGUUAUGCCAUUCAUAAGAUCGCCCGUUCCUCAGAGGAAGAGCGGCGCAAACACCAGAGACAUCAGAAGAGAAACCAUCACAGCCGGUGGAGAGAUGGACACCACCUUGAUGAGGUUUUAGAAGAGGAGGAUGAUGAUGCAGAGCCAAUGAUUUAUGAAGACAACACUUUGGAUGCACAGGAAGUCAAACCAGAUGUGGAUAAGGCCAACGGCCAAGAUUCAAUGAAGCACGAUGGCCGCCGUAGGAUCGUGCAGGAAGGCUUGAUGAGGAUGUACGUGCUUCAGCUUUUAUCCCGUGCCAUCUUUGAGGUGGGAUUUCUUACGGGUCAGUAUCUUCUCUAUGGAUUCCGUGUGAAGCCCUCCUACGUCUGCACCAAGAUCCCAUGUCCGCAUCGAGUAGAUUGCUUCAUUUCACGACCCACAGAAAAGACCAUCUUUUUGCUCAUCAUGUACGUUGUGAGCUGUCUUUGUCUCCUGCUUAAUGUCUGCGAGAUGUUUCAUUUGGGAAUCGGCGCCCUACGUGACACGCUUCGUAAGCGUAGAAACCACGACAGACAACCUUCGUAUAGCUUCCCCUACUCGAGGAACAUUCCUGCAUCUCCACCAGGUUACAACCUAGUGAUCAAAUCGGACAAACCGGGUCGCAUUCCCAACAGCAUCCUCGCACACGACCAAAACAGUGUGGUUCAAGAGCAACAUUGCUCAAGCCCUGAUGAGAAUAUCCCAUCUGACCUGGUCAGCUUACACCACCAUUUACGCGUUGCUCAGGAACAACUGGACAUGGCUUUUCAAACAUACAACACAAAAAACGCUCAAGCUUCCAGAACCAGCAGCCCUGUGUCUGGUGGCACAAUGACAGAGCAAAACCGAGUCAAUACAGCCCAGGAGAAACAAGGUGCUCGACCUAAAGCCAGCACUGAAAGGGUUGGGACAAUACCAAAAAAUGGAAAGACAUCCGUGUGGAUAUGAAUCCACAGUGGUAAACUAUUACUUGACUACUCAUUUGUGGACCAUCAUCUUUGGAUCACUGUUCAUAAAACAUAUUACCCCUGCUAAACUGCUGUAGUUAGGCCCACUGUCGUUUUAAUCCUGAAGUAAAACAUACUAGUCUACUUCAAGACCCAAGAUUUUGGAUUGUGUUCAUUUCUGAAACUGUAUAAGAACUUGCUUUGCAUUGCUUUACCUGUGCUCACCCAUUCCCAGAGCAUUUCUAACUGUGCAUAAAAUAUAUUGUGAUGUUUUUUACAUUACAAUGCAUACAAGUGUAUUGACCAGAUUGGAAAAAACAACAAUUUUGACCUCAAUUGAUCAUCCAUUUAAUCACUACAAAAGAAAGAUAGCCGUCAUUUCACCAUCUAGGUUACUAGACCCGAUAGCCUGACGUUGUCAUACUCAAUUCUAUUCCGAAUUUGAGUCUGAUACCGCUCCAUUGGGCUAUGAUUAUGAGGCGUCUGCAUGUCUCAACCGAAAAAUGCCUCCGCACUCAAUUGGAUAAACCUAUGACCAAUCAGAGCAACGGAGUGUGUGACGUAUGUUGAAAUGACGUCUUUUGCAACAAUACGCAUUACAUUUGCAUGAACAAUAUCGGAGCUUAGCAUGUCCCUCCUCUUAUUCAGCAGCCACGAUUCCGGAAAGAAGCUGGCAACGACCGCUAAUUAAAUCCAUCUCGAAGUGCACGCCGAGUUGCAUCGCCAUGAUACCCAUUUCAGUUGCUUCUUUAACUUGGUCCUCCAUAAGUGCAAUCAACUUUUGCCGAAUCCCGUAGGAUGGACGGCAAAAACAUCUUUCCGAUCAACAAAUGCCUUGAUCGCGUUUCUCAGUUCCUCUUUUAAAAUCAAUGCUCUCUCGAUAUCUUUUAGAACAGACUCAAUGUCAGAAUCCACACAUCUGAAUUUUACAGCGGCAGCCAUUUCGUUGUAAAUAGAUUCAACAACACGCGCUCUUUGGUGACGUGGUUGAUUACGUUACUGUUGAUCAUCUGUCCAUCAUCGUAUAAAGCCCGCCCUGACAAUUUGAUUGGUCGACCAGCUUUGGGUUUCCUCAACAGAGAAACCCCAGACCGAUCUUCCCGUCCUCAAAAUGUUGUGGGCGGGGCUAAGAUCGGCUGGCACCCAGGCUAUAGACCCGAUAUAAUCCAGCGAUGAGUUACACACUUCUAGCCAAAAUAAACUUAGACAAAAAAUGACGUAACCAAAUUUAUCUUAAGAGAUUUAUGAUAUUCCAUCAUGUCAUGUCAGCAAAGUCAACAAUGAUAACAAGGCGUUCAAGGUUUAUUUUAUUUAUUUAUGGACGAUGGUAAAGUGUCCAUUAAAUUUUGCCUUAUUUUACAUGUCUGGUCUGUGUUUUGAUGACUACUAGACGUCUUUUACAGUAAAUGCAAAAUUGCCGGCUGGGAAUCUUAUUCAUCUAUUCCACUUAAAAUAAAAGGCACAAAUCACAAAAGAAAGCCAGACUGACUCUUGUUAGUGAUUAUAUUUUAGUGCUGAUGUGCACUGUACAUUUUACAUGUUGGUUGCAGUGGUCUUACUAAAUGGUUAUGAAUAUAUCUUUAUGAUGUAUUGCUUUCUGGCCCAUGCUGCGGAACAACUAGCUUAAGUUUGUAAACAUCCUAACUACUGGCAAAAUUUAUGCAAUUCAGAUUGAUUGUAUUCAACCUGAAAUGAAAGAAUCCAGAUUUCAGACCUAAACCAAAUGGGUUACAUAACUGACAUGCUGUUACUCUUGACAGCUGGCUUGUUGACUGUUCCUGCAUUGUUUCAAAAGUGACAGCAGCUUCUCAAAGUUAUUUAAAAUUAAACGCAUCUCGGUGUUAAAAUAUGGUGGCCAAAAUUGUUCCAUUAUAAAGCUCGGUUUAUUUGAACAUGGGCACAUUUUCAUGUUUUCCUUUUUCAUUUAGAAAGUAGCAAAAUAAAUGCUGCCUCAUGAGAUUUCUCACACUGCAUUGCCUUUAUGCAAAAGGCAAUAUCAGAAUGCAUUUCUAAAAAUAUUUCAUACAAGAUUAUAAAAAUCUAAUUAUGUUGAUUAUAAAUAUACUUAUCUAUAUAUGAAGAGCUCAGAUGUAGAAGCUGCUCAACACCACUAUUAAAAAUUAGAUAAUGACAUUGACCGAAAAUGCUUUCUGUAUGCACAAUGCAAUUACAAUUGACCAAAUAAUAUAGCAUGUUCGUAGCAGUUGAUAACUGUAAAUUCAAACUCUCUGUGAAAAUCCCCCUUUGGUAAAUUGCACCUUAGUCCUGCCCCAGAAUUAGACCAAUAUUUGGAGCAAAUGUUGGUAUGGUGAGUAAUCAAACUUCCUUAUUGUUGUCCCUGCAUAUCAAUCAUCAAGCAUACAAUAGUUUUCCUUAUAAUUACAAACUUCACCCUUAAAGUGGGAUGCAUGUUUAACUUCUAUUUUUUUAUAAAUUUCUGAAAUCUAUUAUGCAAACAUUUUCACCAAGCUGUUCUGUGAAACUUGUGUACUGUUUAUAUAAAAAAACUUGAUAUCAUGCAGUAGCAACUUGAACUUUCAUGUGUAAUGCACGGUCAAAAUACUCAAACCAUGUUUAAUUUUUACCACAACUGAAAUUUUUAUGAUUAAUAUUUAUUAUGGUUUCAAAGACUAUGUGUUUGUUCAAAUAUUUUUUUUAAAUUUAAUUUUAGGUUUCCUUGCCCAAAACGUGCCUUUAUUGUUGAGAUUGUAAUGAUGUUCUUUAAUUUAUGAGUCAGAAUAAUAAUAAAUUUAGAAUUAACUUA